AUGUCUCAGGCCCUCCCUCUUCAGAACAAAGGCAUCUUCCGCAACCUGCCAACUUUCCCAUCGGAUGUCACAGACUUGACAGCCCUCAUCACCGGCGCCAAUGGCAUCAGCGGAUUCCAUACCCUCAGGGUCCUCCUCGACGCACCGCAGCGAUGGAAGAAGGUCUGGAUAGUGUCGAGAAGCCCCCUCUCGGAGAAGAUGAUGAGCUUCUUCUCUGCCGAGCAGCAGAAGCGCAUCGAACACAUCUCGCUCGACUUUCUGGCGGACGCGAACGUCAUCGCGCAGGGUCUCGAGGAGCGUCAAGUCACGGCAGACUAUGUCUUUUUCUAUUCCUACCUUCAGCCCAAACCUGAGCCCGGAGCCGCGGCUUGGUCCAACGCCGAAGCUCUCGUCAAAGUCAACUCCGCCUUGCUCCAAAACUUCCUAGACGGACUCGAAAAGUCCUCCAUCCGCCCCAAACGCAUCGUCCUGCAGACCGGCGCCAAGAACUACGGCGGCCACAUCGGCCAGGCCAUCUCGCCCUUUGUAGAAUCAGCGCAGCGCGUCACCAGCGAGCCAAACUUCUACUACCCGCAGGAAGACGCCCUCUUUGACCACUGUGCCAGGACGGGCGCAAAAUGGAACGUCUUCCGCCCCUCCUGGAUCAUCGGCGCCGUGGAGAACGCGCAGAUGAAUGCGUUUUACGGGCUCGGCGUCUACGCCGCCGUGCAGGCUCACCUCGGCAGGCCGCUCGAGUUCCCCGGCACGAUGGCCGCUUGGCUCAAGGACCACGCACACUCGCAUGCGCACCUUACUGGGUACCUGUCCGAGUGGGCUGUUUUGAAUGAGCAUUGCGGGAAUGAGGCGUUUAACUCGAGUGACCAGGGAUCGUUCAGCUAUGCGUUGUUCUGGCCUGAGCUUGCGAAGUGGUUUGGGAUUUCAGAGGUUGGGAGGCCUGAAUUGGAUGAGUCAAAGAUGCAGAAGAUCUCCAUGCCUGGCGAGCCGCCUAUUGGUUUCGGCCCCCGUGCAAGCUUGAAGUUCUCUUGGUCCUUCGUCGCGUGGGCCAAGGAGCCCGAGAACCACGAGGCCUGGAAGGAGAUUAUGAAGAAGCACAACCUGCUGAAUGAUCCUUUCGAGGACCCCGAGGGCCAGUUCAUGUUCACGGACGUCGCUGUGCUGCCCGAUGCCUACGGCCGCCUUAGCCCGAACAAGGCUCGCAUGAUGGGUUGGAACGGGUUCGUCGACACGGCGGAGGGCAUCUUUGCGACGUACCGCGAGUUUGGCAAGCUUGGUAUGCUGCCGCCGAUGGCUGUGGACGAAGCUCGGCCGUUGAUCUAGAGGGAGACUGUCGAGUGUCACGCAGCUCGGGGAGUACAGUAGUGUGAGAAACAAAUAAGAUGGAUGGGUAAAUUGAUCAACGCAUGAAAAGUUUCGUUUGGUAUUGUUCAUGGAAAUAGCGCCCCUGAAACACUUGUUUUUUCUUUACUUUUCGAUGGAAAAACGGUGGCAGAAUGUGGAAUCUAACAAGACACCCCCGAUAGCCUUGAAUCAUGGUGUAGAAUUCUCAAUUACU
This is a messenger RNA of Colletotrichum acutatum, 1552 nucleotides long. RefSeq lists its product as uncharacterized. The record is from RefSeq and is a predicted model, not a curated record. Bases 1 to 1317 code for a protein of 438 amino acids. NCBI's taxonomy places the organism in Eukaryota, Fungi, Ascomycota, Sordariomycetes, Glomerellales, Glomerellaceae. The transcript is spliced from 3 exons.